This is a messenger RNA of Pyricularia pennisetigena, 1395 nucleotides long. RefSeq lists its product as uncharacterized. Gene Ontology annotation, cellular component: mitochondrion. The transcript has 2 exons. NCBI's taxonomy places the organism in Eukaryota, Fungi, Ascomycota, Sordariomycetes, Magnaporthales, Pyriculariaceae. Bases 1 to 1395 code for a protein of 464 amino acids. Gene Ontology annotation, molecular function: oxidoreductase activity. The record is from RefSeq and is a predicted model, not a curated record.
AUGGCGGACCAGAACAAGACAAUGCGCGCUUGGCAGCUCAGCGGCCCCGGGGACGUGACCAAAACCCUCCAGCUCAACGAUGCCGCUCCCUACCCUUCACAGCCACUGAAGAAGGGUCAAGUGCUCACUCAAGUCAAGGCGGCGGCUAUCAACCCAGCCGACUACAAGUUCCCCGCCCUCCCCGUCGUUAGCCGAUUGAUGGUCAGUGCCGGCAAGAUCCCCGGCAUGGAUUGCGCCGGCGUGGUCGUCAAGGCAGGCCCCGAUUCUCCCUACAAGGCAGGCGACCGGGUUUUUGGCCGCGUCGACCCCCGUGCUGGUCAGGGUACGCUGGCCGAGUACACAAUUCUGGAACACGAGGGCAGUGCCAAGAUCGCCGAUAACGUCUCGUUUGAGCAGGCUGCCGGCGCAAACACCGCUGCAUUGACGGGUCUGCAACCCAUCGCCGCCAACAUCAAGGAGGGCUCGGGCGCCAAGGUGUUCGUCAAUGGAGGCGCCGGCGGCACGGGCACUUAUGCCAUCCAGAUUGCCAAGCAGCUCGGCUGCCACGUCACCGCUACAUGCUCCACGGCCAAGGCCCAGUUGUGCAAGGACCUGGGUGCCGACGAGAUCAUCGACUACAAGACGUCUGACGUGGUUGCGGAGCUCAAGAAGAAGGGACAGGUCUUUGACCUCGCUGUCGACCUCGUCGGCUUUUCGCCUGGAAACUUGUACACCAGCUCGUCCGACUAUCUCAAACCUGAGGCCAAGUACGUCGCGGUAGGCGGCGCUGCGAACUCGGCUGUCGUCACGAGCAUGGUCAAGGGUUUGGUGUUGCCAGGCUUUCUGGGUGGCGGCAAGCGCAAGAUGGAGUUCUACAUGACGUCCAACAACCACAAGGAUUUGUCCCGGAUUUCGGACUGGCUGGCCAAUGGCAAGCUCAAGACGGUGACUCACAAGACUUUUCCCUUUGAGCAAGUCAAGGAGGCGUACGAGGAGCUGAAGACGGGAAGAGCGUCUGUAACCAGCUAUAACCCGACGCUCAGGAUGUGCGUCAAGGCUUGCGACAAAUAUACCUGCGGGACCCAUUCCUUCUCAAGGUUGAUCCGCUGCGACAUCGCCAGGCUUAAUGGUAGAGUACCUGAUGCCGAAAACAUGUGCGAAACGGUUAGCACAGUCUUUGUGAGCAUCAAAAUCCCGUGUCCCAACCAAGCGUGUGCGCCGGCCGUGAUAUCUACUUUGGAAUAUGGUAGUGGUGUUCGCACUUUGCGCGGGGGCAACCGUAACGCCAGCGAAACGGUUUUGGUGACAAAUGCUGUUGUGGUCAAGAUGCUUAGGGAUGCUGUGAGCAGAGAACCAGCAGCCUCGUCUCAGAACUACACCCUAUGCGUAUGUUUAUCAGAAGGCUGUGGCUGCUAG